CUCUCUCUCUCGGUCUCUGACUGUAGGCGUGGUUCUUUAUGCAUGUCAAUGUUUGGAAGAAAGCGGACAGACUGGAUACGCACCGCUAUCCGCAUUCUCCGUGGUUUAGGUUUGGGAGCAGCGUAAACCAUGGCUUUCUUCUUCAAAGGAGCGGUUACAAGUUCUCCGAUUAAGACCAGGAGGCAGGAGGCUGAACAUAUUUGUCACAGUCUUGACGUCUCCCACUUCUCCGACUCCUCCUAUGAGUGUUUCUCCACCAAUCCGCUGACAGGCUCCGUGUGUGCCUGUCGCCGAAGCCCCCGCCUACUAGCCAACGGUUAUUAUGUACUGACAGAGGACAGUUUUAGCACAGACGACGAGGGUAACGUCACCCUGACUCCCUCACACACCAGCGUCUCAUACAAAGAGAAUGUUGUCCGCAUAUUCAGACGAAGGCGCCGGGCAAAGAGGUCACUGGCCAGCCUUCUGAGCGAUAUGAGCCAAUCAUGCCAGUCCUGGCUGGAAGGAAGUGUUUUUAGAAGAUCCGACCCGAUCACCCCCCUCCAGUUAUCAUGGGAGGAACUGGACCACAGCUUUGCCUAUGAGAAAGAUACACCUAUCAGCUUCACCUAUGAUCCCACAGAUCCUGUUUCCUCUUCUGAUAAGGUGCCUCCUCAGACUCAGCUUGAAGAAGAGGAGGAGCCGCCGUCCGAGGCUUGCUCUGCCCAUGAACAAUUCAGCCAAUCAGCCAAUCAAUGUUUUGGUCUCCUGGAUGUUCCUCCCCCAUCUGUCUGUCACCUCAAUAGUUAUAGCUCACCCAGCAAGACAUCGUCAGAAACUGUGCUCCGGAAAGUCCUUCUCCUCAUCCUCACUCUGUGCCUCUGCAUUGCCAUCUCUUCCGGGUGGCUGCUGGGAGGUGUUUCUGCAGCAGUGGCAUUCAUGGUUCUGCUUUCAUCUAUAUGUAUGUCUAAACCUGGGACUGCAGUGCGCUGGAGGAGAGCAAAGACUGAGGACAUCACCUCCAGAAACGAGUGAGGAGGAACCGUACACACAUACACACAUCUGUGUGAAGGCCAGAGGAAGUGAGUGUGUGGACACGCAUCCUGCAUCAGCGUUAAAUAUUAGUUACAUAUCAGUUUUUGUAGUGGUGUUUUCACUGAUCAGCUAAAGAGUUCUGAAUAAUAAUCAUAGAAGAAAUACUGUAACAGGACCAGCAAUGGCAAAUAACUGUCACAGGAAAUUUUACAUGCUGAGAUAAGCAUGCAUUUUUUAAACAGAUGGACAUAUCAAUACAGAACGAUCUUUGAGUAAAAGUUUAUGAAUUUGAUGAAUUUUCCUAAACGAAAGACUGGAUUGUAUUAUGAGGGAUUCUCUGCGAGUCAGUGGAGAUGCCCUGCAUGACAGAACGUAGAAGUAAAAUGUGUCAGUUGUGUUUGUAAAUGCGUCAGCUUGGCUUGGUUGGGCUCUCUGACAUGGUGACCAGGGCAUCAGGUAUAUUGCUCAGCUUGUUUAGUAAGAUUAUCAGAUACUGAUUUCAAAAAUGUUUUGCUGCAACACCAAGUUUAAUAUAAUGGCUUUGCAGAAAAUCUUUUAACUUUUGAGAAGUUGUAGCAAAAGAAGUGCCAGUUUAGUUUUGCACAGAUGCCUCAUAUUUGUCAAGUGCCUUUGUUAUACAAAACAGGAGUUUUAUUGCCAUUUGCCAGGGUUAGAGUCUCGCAUCUGUGCUGUGUGACUCAAGAGGGCUGAAAUUUUAAUAUGCUAUUUUUGAAAUUCUAAUGGGAGCACAAUAAUUAGAUUUAUUGUUACGGUAUUGCACUUAAAACUGGAUUUAAAGCUCUUAUUUCACAGGGACUUUCUCUAGAUUAUUAAGACAAGUAAAUCCUGUUUGCAGGGAAUUAGUGCUGCCAAAAGAGAACAUGUUCUCGAUUUACUGUAUAAUAUGUGUAUAAUUUUGUCACGUUCAUACGAGGCAACUGCUCUGACAGAAAGUUAAAGGUGCAGUAAGUGAUUUCUAAAAAAAAAAACACUGUUGAAAGUGGAUCGGAACGAGCGUCACAACACACUUGUAGCCGAUCAGCAUUAGGGGGCGUGUCCACCCAAGAUGUGGGAGGAGAGAGAAUGAGCUAGAAGGAGAUUUGAAGAAAGACUGUAGAAAGAGAGAUGUCUGAGAGACAUUACAAAAGAGAGAAGGUCAGAGGAAAAUCAAUGGAAAAGAAGGGAGAUAAUCAGGCGAGAGCUUUGGGACCUGCGUUGAUAUUAGAAAAGCUUUCUAGCACUGGAGAGAUCUAAGCGUGAAGGCCUGAAAACGGACGCCGAGGUUGCCUUGCUUCUGCUCCAUACAUGAGUAACAUUGGUUUUGAGGGCGUGCUGCUGGCGACUAACAAUGCUUGUAUUGUGUACUGUAUGUUCAUUUUUUGUUCAUUCGUUCCUCAUCUUCUUUUUAUUUUUCGUGAAGCUUUAUUUUGCUUUGCUUCAGCUAUGAAAAAGUGACAUCCACUCUUGCAUUGCAUGUCUGUUUAGGUUGAUUUCAAAUAUCAGCAGUGCUCAACAAUGAUCCACAGAAAUCACUUACUGCACUUUUAAGAGUAAACUGAGUAGAAAGCUGUCUGUACAACAUGACCAAAAUGCAUUAAGUGCAACUGAACUUGUAUCCUCUGGAGGGAAUAUUGUUUUUGUUAGAAUGAAAAAAAAAAAACAUUUUCUUACAAAGACUCAGUUUGUAGGGGUUUUUUUUAUAUAUAAAGGCAGCUCAGUUUUGAAGAGAACAAAGACAUUCAUGAGGAAACAAAUGCAAAGCAAGGAUGAAACAAAGUGUUCAUUUGAGCGCUUCAGUUUUAGAGGUUUAUGCAUAAAAAUCUGAAAGCAAACUUGUUUGAGACCAAGCCAAGUUGAAUAAGUGAAUCAUUAAAAUGCAUUUAUCUUGUAGCCAAUAUAUCUAAAGUGUUUAAAUGAAUUGUAUUGUCUUCAGUGUUUGUAUAAAUGUUUUGUAGGGCCUAUGAGCAAAGAAACAUUCGAGUGCAGGACUGAAUGAAUAUUGCUCUAUAAAAUAGACUAUAUUUACUGUAAAGUGUUCUGUAAAUGUGUCAUUAUUAAGGGCCAAGCACAAAAGUUUCAAAGGUGAGGAUGCUAAAAAGGAUUUGAGGCUAUAUCUCAGCAAAAAUGUGUGCCGUUGCCACAAUUCCAUAUUAAAAGGCUGACAGCGCCAUCUGUUGGUCAAAAUUCUAUUUAUGGACUUUCAAGCUUAAAGUCAUUAAGUCCUCACCAUGAAUGUUAUGUCCAAUCAGAUUUACAUAACAUUUACAUGAUGUUUUUGUUGCUGUGCCUGAUCCUGUAAUUGCUGCUUGCAGCUAUAUUUAUAAUAAUAAUUAUGAAGAUAAGCAAUUAAUCUUUUAUAUCCCAUCAGAGACAAUAUAAAAAUGUUUGAAAAAAAUAUACAGGAAUUUUUUUUAUUUUUUUUUACUUUAUUUAUUAUUGCCUUUUUAUCUAAUUAAUAAGUCACUGGGUACAGAGUUAAAAGGCAAGUGAUUCCAAUAUGACGGCUUUAAACCAUUGACAAAUUAUGUUUUGAUGUAAUUUCAUGCCAAAGCAUACUGUAAAAUUAGGCUGGAAGUGCAAAAAAUGCAUCUCCUGCAUUUGUCCAGCUCCUUAUAAUGUAUUCACUGUUUAGUAAUCUGUUACAGAAUAUAGUGAGGCAAAUUAUUAUAUUAAAUAUUAAAUUAUUAUUUCCCUGCCUUUGAGCUUUGAUGACUGCAGUGAACCUGUAACUGCAUUUAACAGUCUGUGUCACAAGAAAACUGAAGAUUACUGUAAAUAGUAAAAACUUUAGUUACUAUUAUUCCACUGCAUGUGAAAGUAAAAUGUGAAUUGUAUGUGUUCCGUAUACACUGUAAAAUAUAAUGUUAAAAGGAAAUGCAUUUAUAGAAUUUGCACAAACAGAAUUUGCCAUGUUGGAAAGUAUUAGAGGAGUAAUAGGCCUUAAAACAGACGUGUUUGUUAAGGUUAGUAGUUUUACAGUGUAUUUUGAAAAAACAAAAUUUCAUCAAUAAAGUUUUAUAUACACAA
Megalobrama amblycephala (Wuchang bream) is the source of this 4041-nucleotide messenger RNA. RefSeq names its product transmembrane protein 71 (gene tmem71). The transcript has 10 exons. Lineage: Eukaryota; Metazoa; Chordata; Actinopteri; Cypriniformes; Xenocyprididae. Bases 130 to 1014 code for a protein of 294 amino acids. The record is from RefSeq and is a predicted model, not a curated record.